AAAAAAGAAGUGAAAACCCCCAACUCUCUUUACCCAAGAUGUGAUGGUAAUUCCCUAGGUCACAGGUCGCAGCAUCGGUCUUCACUGUUCGCCUUUUCUCUGCCAUCGGAAGCGACCUUUUCCGAUUGCGCCACUCCCAGUAUUGGGUGAUGUUUUGGAUGUUAACAAUGAGGGAACGAUUCUCCGUGUGAACUCUUAAUCCAACAUGGCAAGAGAAACAUUUCAAAUGAGUCGUUUAGCGAAUGGCGAGGCUGAGAACAGUCUUCAUAAACAAAGUGACCAAACCCCACAUCAAGCCCUUAAUGGAAGAUGUACCAAGUUGGGCUCUGAUGGAUCCACUGCUGGGCCUUGUUGUGACGAAAAUGGUGGGGAAGUUAGCCAUGUUAUUUGUAAGAAAAAGGCUAGGCAGCAGCAGAAAGAAAUGACUUUUCAAGAUAUGUAUAACAAUCAAGGCCUCUUUGAUGAAAACGAUGAUGAAGAUAGUGACUGGGAGCCGGCACAAGAGCAUGUAGAAGUUGUCAAGUGGUUUUGCAACAAUUGUACAAUGGUCAACCUUGAUGAUGUUAUUCAUUGUGAUAUCUGUGGGGAGCAUAAAGAAUCUGGAAUCCUAAAACAUGGGUUUUUUGCAUCUCCCUUUUCACAAGAUGUAGGUCCAGCAGAAAUCGAACUAGAAAUAAAAGAAAGAAACAAAGACUUGGGCUCCCAAAUUUCAACCUCAAAUAGUUCUACAGCAAUAGGUUUUGAUGAGAGAAUGUUGCUACACUCAGAAGUUGAAAUGAAGACACAUCCACAUCCAGAAAGACCAGAUCGUCUCCAAGCUAUUGCUGCUAGCCUUGCUACAGCCGGUAUAUUUCCUGGAAAAUGUUAUCCUAUUCCUGCUAGAGAAAUUACAAAAGAAGAACUUCAGAUGGUCCAUUCCUUGGAGCAUAUUGAAACUGUUGAACUUACAGGACAGAUUCUAUACAGUUAUUUCACUCCUGACACAUAUGCCAAUCAGCAUUCAGCACACGCUGCUAGGCUUGCAGCAGGUUUGUGCGCUGAUCUAGCUAAAGAAGUUUUUUCUGGGCGUGCCAAAAAUGGUUUUGCUCUGGUUCGACCUCCUGGUCAUCAUGCUGGUGUAAGACAGGCCAUGGGGUUUUGCCUCCACAAUAAUGCGGCAGUUGCUGCAUUAGCAGCUCAGGUUGCUGGGGCUAAGAAAAUUCUUAUUGUUGAUUGGGAUGUUCACCAUGGGAAUGGCACACAGGAGAUAUUUGAACAGAACAAAUCGGUCUUGUAUAUAUCAUUGCAUAGACAUGAGGGAGGAAAGUUCUAUCCUGGUACUGGAGCUGCACAUGAGUUUGGUACCAUGGGGGCAGAAGGAUACUGUGUGAAUAUUCCAUGGAGUCGUGGGGGCGUUGGCGACAAUGAUUAUAUUUUUGCCUUUCAGCAUGUUGUGCUUCCUAUAGCUUCUGAUUUUGCUCCCGAUUUUACCAUCAUAUCAGCGGGGUUUGAUGCUGCAAGGGGUGAUCCCCUAGGAUGCUGUGAUGUUACUCCUGCAGGCUAUGCACAGAUGACACACAUGUUGAAUAUCCUUUCUGGUGGAAAGUUGCUUGUCAUUCUUGAGGGCGGCUAUAAUCUGCGUUCAAUAUCAUCUUCUGCUACUGCUGUGAUUAAGGUAUUGCUGGGCGAAAGUCCUGGGUGCAAUCCAGAAAAUUUUUUACCUUCCAAAGCUGGCGUGCAAACUGUUCUGGAAGUGCUUAAAAUUCAAAUGAACUUCUGGCCUGCUCUGGGGUCCAAAUAUUCAGAUUUGCAGUCACAAUGGGGGAUGUACUGCAUGAAAACCAAGAAGAAACAGAUUAAAAAGAGGCGACGAGCUGCCGCACCGCUAUGGUGGAAAUGGGGGCAGAAAAGUUUUUUGUAUCAUCUACUAAAUGGGCAUCUCCAUGUAAAAUCAAAGGGCUGUUGAUUGAUUUUUGUAGAUCAUAUAUGUACGCACCCCUUUCCGUGUAAUUUUGUGCACCACUAUAUACCGGCUAGUUUCUGGAUACGAUCUCUCUUGCGUGUUUAAAGUUACUGUAUGUGCACUUGCGGCUUUAGUUUGGAAACAGAUUUCCUUCUUAUUCUCUGCC
This is a messenger RNA of Juglans regia (Persian walnut), 2108 nucleotides long. Its product is annotated as histone deacetylase 15. The coding region runs from base 206 to 1945 and encodes 579 amino acids. The record is from RefSeq and is a predicted model, not a curated record. Gene Ontology annotation, biological process: chromatin organization. Gene Ontology annotation, molecular function: histone deacetylase activity. Gene Ontology annotation, cellular component: histone deacetylase complex. The transcript is spliced from 18 exons. Lineage: Eukaryota; Viridiplantae; Streptophyta; Magnoliopsida; Fagales; Juglandaceae.